AUGGCAGCCUUCAAGGGAAACGACAUCUUCCCUCAAAACCCCUACCACAUUCCUGGCUACGGGGGCUACGUUCCUCAGUUCACCUUCAGGUUUGGGGACACCUACGGCAGAACCACCCACAGGUUGCUGCUAGAUCCCACCAUCAGUAAGAGCUCUCGCUCCCUGCUGGCACCACUGGACAACCAGGAAAACCUCCUUGAGCUCCAUUACCACAUCGAUCAUCCAGGAUAUGUCACCUACCAGCCCAUCGAAAGCCCUCCUGAAGUACCCCUGGGGCCACAGCCUGUCAGCACGCCGGCGCUGGAGGAGCCCAUGAUGACCCACAUGGACCCCAGGCACUGGCAGUGCCCCCCUGGCACGCCUGUGCCCGGUGUCCAGCAGAGCUGGCUGCCCCAGGAGCCCAUGAUGACCCCCACGGACCCCAGGCACUGGCAGUGCUCCCCAGACACGGCUGUGUCCGGUGUCCGGAAGGUCUGGGUGCCCCCGGAGCCGCUGGCCCUGCACCCCGCCGCCGAGGAGAUGGAGAGGGAGGUGGCCGAGCCCCCCCUGGCCGGGUACGCUGGAUUCAUCCCCUGCAUCACCGACACCGUGGGCAUGACCUUCAUCCCGUCUGUGAACAAAGCCAUGAAGGAAUUCGACCGACGCCAGCUUUUGGAGAGAAAUCCACCUUAUACGUUGGGCACGAGAUUCCCCCUGACACACUGGCCAGACACCAAAAUUUACAGCCGUGCUGGACUCAUCCCUGCCUACGCAGGCCAUGUACCACACCUGCAGGACAUCUGCGGGCUCACUUACGGGAACGGCACGCGGGAAUCGUACCGGUGCGAACAGAGGAGACGGGGACGUGCACUGUGA
Hirundo rustica (Barn swallow) is the source of this 855-nucleotide messenger RNA. It is a transcript of the gene CIMIP2A, whose product is annotated as ciliary microtubule inner protein 2A. Lineage: Eukaryota; Metazoa; Chordata; Aves; Passeriformes; Hirundinidae. The record is from RefSeq and is a predicted model, not a curated record. The transcript is spliced from 6 exons. The coding region runs from base 1 to 855 and encodes 284 amino acids.